This is a messenger RNA of Choloepus didactylus (southern two-toed sloth), 884 nucleotides long. It is a transcript of the gene MYL6, whose product is annotated as myosin light chain 6. The record is from RefSeq and is a predicted model, not a curated record. The coding region runs from base 186 to 668 and encodes 160 amino acids. The transcript has 6 exons. Gene Ontology annotation, molecular function: structural constituent of muscle; calcium ion binding. Gene Ontology annotation, cellular component: myosin II complex. NCBI's taxonomy places the organism in Eukaryota, Metazoa, Chordata, Mammalia, Pilosa, Megalonychidae.
AGUCUGGGUGGAUGUAGAAAAUAGCGGGUAGGGGGCAAAGGAGACCUGAGGGCCCGAACGAUUAAAGGUGGGGUUGUUAAGUCUGGGGUUCUGUCCUGCUGGGAAGCGAGGCCCCGGCAUGGAAGUAGGAGUUUGUGGUUCAGUGUUUGUGGGACUGGGAUAGAAGCUGGGGGACUGGAGUUCAGAUGCUGACCGCUCCCCUCUUCUCUGAGCAGUGCGACUUCACCGAGGACCAGACUGCAGAGUUCAAGGAGGCCUUCCAGCUGUUUGACCGAACAGGUGAUGGCAAGAUCCUGUACAGCCAAUGUGGGGACGUGAUGAGGGCCCUGGGCCAGAACCCCACCAACGCCGAGGUGCUCAAGGUCCUGGGGAACCCCAAAAGCGACGAGAUGAAUGUGAAGGUGCUGGACUUUGAACACUUCCUGCCCAUGCUGCAGACUGUGGCUAAGAACAAGGACCAGGGCACCUAUGAGGACUAUGUUGAAGGUCUAAGGGUGUUUGACAAGGAAGGGAAUGGCACAGUCAUGGGCGCUGAAAUCCGGCAUGUCCUGGUCACACUGGGUGAGAAGAUGACAGAAGAAGAAGUAGAGAUGCUGGUGGCAGGACAUGAGGACAGCAAUGGUUGUAUCAACUAUGAAGCGUUUGUGAGGCAUAUCCUGUCGGGGUGACGGGCCCAUGGGGCGGAGCUCGUCCGAAUGGUGCUGAAUGGCUGAGGACAGCCCUUCCAAUAACACCAGAGCCCGUGCCUUUCCUGUGUGAGACUGUAUCUAGCCUCGAAGGCCUCCUAGGCUCUCUUGUCACAGCACCGUUCCCAUCUUGUCUCUCUUGGAUAAUAUUUGCUGACAGCAUUCACCAAAUAAACUUGCUCUCUGUGCCCAAAAUCA